CGGUUGCUGUCAGCUGAUUCCCUGGCUGGGUGGCAGACGCAGCCACGGCGAUGGACUUUCUCCUGGGGAACCCGUUCAGCUCUCCGGUGGGACAGCGCAUCGAGAAAGCAACAGAUGGCUCCCUGCAGAGCGAGGACUGGGCACUCAACAUGGAGAUCUGUGACAUCAUCAACGAGACCGAGGAAGGCCCCAAAGAUGCCUUCCGGGCAGUGAAGAAGAGGAUUGUGGGGAAUAAGAACUUCCACGAGGUGAUGCUGGCUCUCACGGUCCUGGAAACCUGCGUCAAGAACUGCGGGCACCGCUUCCAUGUGCUGGUGGCCAGUCAGGAUUUCGUGGAGGGGGUGCUGGUGAGGACCAUCCUGCCCAAGAACAACCCCCCCACCAUCGUGCACGACAAGGUGCUCAACCUCAUCCAGUCCUGGGCUGACGCGUUCCGCAGCUCGCCCGAUUUGACAGGUGUCGUCGCCGUCUACGAGGACCUGCGGAGGAAAGGCCUGGAGUUCCCCAUGACCGACCUGGACAUGCUGUCACCCAUCCAUACACCCCAGAGGACUGUGUUCAACUCGGAGACCCCUUCAGGACAGAAUUCUGUGGCUUCUGACCCCAGUCAACAAGUGGAUGCCAACCAGCACACCGCCCCGCCACCCACACCGGCCGCACACCCUGGCGACGCGCCUCUCACACCAACUUCUGAGCAGAUCGGGAAGCUGCGCAGUGAGCUGGAGAUGGUGAGCGGGAACGUGCGGGUGAUGUCAGAGAUGCUGACGGAGCUGGUGCCCACCCAGGCCGGACCCGCAGAUCUGGAGCUGCUGCAGGAGCUCAACCGGACGUGCCGGGCCAUGCAGCAGCGGGUCCUGGACCUCAUCCCCCGCAUCGCCCACGAGCAGCUGACCGAGGAGCUGCUCCUGGUCAACGACAACCUCAACAACGUGUUCCUGCGCCACGAACGGUUCGAGCGGUUCCGGACAGGACAGGCCGCCAAGGGCCCCAGUGAGGCCGAGCAGGCCGCAGAUCUGAUCGACAUGGGUCCGGGCCCAGCAGCCCCCAGCCACCUCUCAUCCCAGCUGGCAGGAAUGAACCUGGGCUCCAGUAGCGUGCGGAGCGGCCUGCAAUCUCUGAACACCUCAGGCCGCCUGGAGGACGAGUUCGACAUGUUUGCACUGACUCGGGGCAGCUCUCUGGCCGACCAGCGGAAAGAGGUCAAAUAUGAGGCCCCGCAAGCCACAGAUGGCCUGGCUGGAGCCCUGGACGCCCGGCAGCAGAGCACAGGAGCGAUGGAAAGCAGCAGUGAGAAGAACCUCGGUGACUGGAUGAUCCCCGUCACCCAGGCCUGCCUCAUGGAGGACAUUGAACAGUGGCUGUCCACGGACGUGGGAAACGAUGCCCGCGCCGCCGCUGCCGCCGCCGCCGAGGGAGAGAAGGGUGUCACCAGUGAAGGUAAAUUCGAUAAGUUCCUAGAAGAACGGGCCAAGGCUGCCGAGCGGUUGCCGAACCUCACCAGCCCCUCAGCUGAGGGUCCCCCAGGCCCCCCUCCGGGCGCCGCCCCUCGGAAAAAGGCCCCAAAGAAAGAUGACGACAUGUUGUUUGCCUUAUGAGUGGGGGCUGCUCCCACCCCUGCUGGGGGCCUCUCUCCUCUCCUUCGGUGUUUAGGCUGCUUCGGGGGGCCUGUCCCCUCUUCCCUCUUCGCUGGAGCUGUGCCGGGCUGCCUGGUGGUGGAGGGAGGGAGCUGGUCAGUCGGAGAGCAAGUCAGUUCUCCUUGGGACCCCGGCCACCCUGCCUCCUCUCCCACCCAGCCCCCCACUGCAACUGGACGGGCUGGCCACUGGGCUGCCGUUCUGUUACUUCCCGUCCUGGGGAAGCCCUCCAGGGCCCCACAGCUGGGCCUGAACCACUCAGCCCUCCCCCAGCCCUGCCUUGGGGGCCCAGGGGCUCCAACUGGCUGCUAAGGGCAGGUGUGCCCCUCAGAGCUGCAGGCUGGUCAGGUACGAGACCAGCCCAGGCUCCAGGCUGCCUGGGGUGCCACAGUCUGCACUAUCUCUACUGCCUUUUCAUCGUCUUUGCUCCCCCGGGACAGCCCCCCCCCCACACCCCAUCCUGGCCCCGUGUGCUCUUGUCCCUUGUCCUGGGAGAGGUGCCUUGUGUCGCCUCAAUUAAAGGUAGAAAACUGG
Messenger RNA from Echinops telfairi (small Madagascar hedgehog), 2168 nucleotides. RefSeq names its product target of myb1 membrane trafficking protein (gene TOM1). Gene Ontology annotation, cellular component: membrane; endosome. The transcript is spliced from 16 exons. The coding region runs from base 51 to 1595 and encodes 514 amino acids. Gene Ontology annotation, biological process: signal transduction. Gene Ontology annotation, molecular function: phosphatidylinositol binding; clathrin binding; ubiquitin binding. The record is from RefSeq and is a predicted model, not a curated record. Lineage: Eukaryota; Metazoa; Chordata; Mammalia; Afrosoricida; Tenrecidae.